UGCAACCAAGUCAUCCGAGACUGAAAAUAUUUGAUUAUGUGACUUAAUCAUAUCUCUGUAAUUAGGUGCCGAAGGCUGUCAAUGUUUAUUUACUGUCAACUAAUACUAUUUAUGCAUAUUCAUUUCUGCUCCUUUAAUAUUUUCAGUGAACUCAAAACCAGAAAUAGGAUCAGUGAAUUGGAGACCAGAAUCAAGAUCAGAUGGAGAAGCAUCAUGUGGAGGGAUUCUGAGAGGUGACAGUGGACAUUUUACCAGCCCCAAUUACCCAGAAAAUUAUCCAAAUAAUGCACAAUGCACCUGGUACAUACAUGUGGGCAAUAAUCAAAAAAUAAUGUUGAAUUUCACUGACAUUAAUGUGAUAACUGCAAUGAAUUGCAAACUUGAUUAUAUUGAGAUUUAUGACGGACCUUCAAUAAAUGAUGCUUUGCUUGGAAGAACAUGUCGAAAAGCUGACGCUAUAUUUACAUCAUCAUUCAACAGAAUGACUGUUCAUUUUCAAUCUGCAUUCAGCAUUGCGAGACGGGGCUUUGCUGCAUAUUAUAUCUCCAUGCCAGCUGGAGUGGAGUGUGGAGGGCUUUUAAUGGCUGAGAAUGGAUCUUUUUCCAGCCCCAGUUAUCCACUCCAAUAUGAAAAUAAUGUGGAAUGCAUUUGGCUUAUACAUGUGCACAAUAAUCAAAGAAUAAGGUUGGAUUUCAGUGAAAUUAGGCUGGAAGAUUCAUCAGGUUGCAAAACUGAUUAUAUUAUGAUUUUUGAUGGGCCUUCAAAAAGCUCCCCCCUGAUCGCAAAAAGAUGCAGUGGAUCAGAACUAUCAUUUAUAUCAUCAUCCAAUAACGUGACAAUUUAUUUUAAAGCUGAUCAUUUUGGAACUGAUUACGGCUUUACCGCAAAUUACUAUUCUCUGCCAAUGUAAAACAAACUGGCAAAAAAACACACACAACUUAGAAGAUAACUAUUAAUUUUGAUUAUCCAUUUCCUUAUCUUUGAUGCAGUGGCUUCAUUCAUUUAUUAGUCAUCACGAAACUAGACCUAGACAUGAAACUUCAGAGAGGAUAUUCUUAUCAAUAGCUAUGAGGCAUAAUUCUCAGCAAAACAAUCAAC
Chiloscyllium plagiosum (whitespotted bambooshark) is the source of this 1098-nucleotide messenger RNA. The record is from RefSeq and is a predicted model, not a curated record. NCBI's taxonomy places the organism in Eukaryota, Metazoa, Chordata, Chondrichthyes, Orectolobiformes, Hemiscylliidae.